AUGAAUUCUGGAGAUUACAACUCCAUAAAUCUUGAUGAAGUUGAAUUCGUCAUCGACGAAACACAAAGUGAUCCAUUCCAGGAUCAUAGUUCAUAUGUAGAGUUUGAAGACAUUUCAACCGAUUUCGGUAAUCCGGAAGGAGGUUUUGCUAGUAGAGAGGACAUGGAUGCUCAUGUAAGAUAUGUUGCUGGCUUGAGGAACGUUACUUUGGCAAUUCGUGAUUCGAAGGAAAAAGACGGCCGACGGCCCAAAGUUCGAUAUUUAUGUAGCCAAGGUGGCGGAUACAGACCAAAAAAGGUUACUGGAACUAGGUCCACUAAAACGACAAAAAAUAAUUGUCCAUUUUGGUUGGACGGAAUGGAGUACCCUGGAGGGCGCUGGUACUUUGAAGUCCGGGAGGGGAGACACAACCAUCCAUUCCCGUCUCAUGCUGUGGGAUCUCGUUUAGGUAAAAUAUCCCCUAUUCAACUUGAAGUUAUUAGGGAGCAAGAGAAUUUUAAUUUAAGCCCGAGUAAUAUGUUGGCGUCCAUGAAAAGGGCUGAUCCGGAGAACAAAUCGUGUCAGAAACAAGUUUACAAUGCUGUCAAUGACUCAAUAAGGCAAUUGAACUACAUGUACGACGUUCGGACUGCUGAUGAAUCUUCCGAACUUGGAGAUAUUGUUUUCUGCCACCCGGCUUCUUUUGUGAUGGUGAAUGCAUAUCCGGAAGUCAUGAUGAUUGAUUGUACAUACAACACCAAUGAGUAUGACAUACCUCUACUAGAAGUGGUCGGUGCAACAAGUACGGACAAAACGUUCACUAUCGCCUACGCAUUCAUGCGAAAUGAGAGACAAGAAAACUACAGGUUUGUGUUACAGUUUAUCCGUACUUUGUUCGUUAGCCAAGUGACACCUAAUGUCAUUGUAACAGACCGAGAUUACGCCUUGAUGCAUGCUGUCGAGUAUGUUUUCCCGGAAUCCAGGCAUCAUUUGUGUCGCCGUCACAUUGAGCAAUGCGUGCUACAACGAGCACUGCAGCAACCUGGUUUUUUAAAAGAGGCGGCAGAAGGAUUUAAAUUUCGUUGGAAUUGGGCGAUAAGUGCACCGACCAUAGAUGACUUUAAUGAUAGAUGGGGACGUCUGGCAGCACAUUACUCGAGUUGGGGAGCAUUGCUGAACUACUGCAUUGACACAUGGAUUAGUCCGCAUUCCCAAAAAAUCCUGUCAGCUUACAUCGACCAUUAUUUUCACUUCGGAAGCUACACAACAAAUAGGGUCGAAGGAGAACAUCAUCGCGUCAAACGACAUUUAGAUGGUGGUCGGUACCCAUUCGAUACCGUACUGGAGAAACUUCACAAGGUGAUGGAAGGCCAAAUCUGUGAGAUUAAGAAAGUAGCGAGAGUUAACGCUACUAAAUCCAACACAGACACCCUUGGAGAUACGUUGUUUGUUAAUCUGAACAGAUCAAUCACGUUUAAAGCAUUCGGCCUCAUAAGGAAAGAAAUGCAAGUUUUACAAGAAAUGGGUCAGGAUCCAACAACGUGUGGUUGCUACCUAAGGAGAACUCAUGGUCUACCGUGCGCACAUGAGCUUCAGUACUACAUCAUAAAUGGGUAUAGCAUUCCGUUGGAUCAAAUACAUGAUUAUUGGAAAAAGUUAGAUAUUCAGUUUCCAAUAUUUCCUAAUGAUGCCGCGGAUGGAUCCCCGACUCCACCAAAUCCAGUGAGGAGGGCGUUGUUCGAAGAAGUCCCUGAUAUUACUGCACCUCCUACUGCUAAAAAGAAAACCAAGGGUAAAAAGCUCUCUAGUCUCCGUGUACCUUCGGCGUGGGAGAGGGUUGUGAAACAGUACGGAUUUAAAAAGUCUCCAAACAAAAAGGUAAUACUACAUAACUUAUGA
Messenger RNA from Asparagus officinalis (garden asparagus), 1878 nucleotides. RefSeq names its product protein FAR1-RELATED SEQUENCE 5-like. Lineage: Eukaryota; Viridiplantae; Streptophyta; Magnoliopsida; Asparagales; Asparagaceae. The transcript is spliced from 4 exons. The coding region runs from base 1 to 1878 and encodes 625 amino acids. Gene Ontology annotation, biological process: regulation of DNA-templated transcription. The record is from RefSeq and is a predicted model, not a curated record.